Molecule: messenger RNA, 5086 nt
Organism: Brassica rapa (field mustard)
Lineage: Eukaryota; Viridiplantae; Streptophyta; Magnoliopsida; Brassicales; Brassicaceae
Product: probable alkaline/neutral invertase A, chloroplastic
Biological process (GO): sucrose catabolic process
Cellular component (GO): mitochondrion
Molecular function (GO): sucrose alpha-glucosidase activity; endo-alpha-N-acetylgalactosaminidase activity
Source: RefSeq, a predicted model, not a curated record
UGAUCCAUGCAAACAAGAAUGUCAAGAGUAAUGAACUUAACACUUACCCUAUUCAGCUUUCUUGUCUGGCUUCUAGUUUCUUGAAGACAGAACUCUAGCUUCAGUAUCUUCUUCUUCAAAUCUUGAUCUGGUGUCUCUGUUUCUCCUGCUGUUGUUUUUAAUCAAAGAAUUGAAACUUCCAUUGAGAAUAUAACAGAUGGAUCAAGAUCUUAAAAUUUUGAAACUUUUAUUGAAAAUUCUAGUUGGGAUUCACAUGAGAUUUAAGUUCAUUAGUCUUAUAUUUCCAGUGACCAGACAUUAAGCUUAUCUCAACUUUGAGUUUUUUAACCUCUUCGUCUUUCACUUCAAUUAGUCUAUUAAUUUGAUCUCACACUAUAUUUACUAGAUUUGAAAGGUUUCUUAUAUUGAAAUCCAAAAUACAAAUACAUACGUUUGAAAAAACUUACGAAAUUGCAAAUAUAAAUGAAAAUCCCUUUGUGAAAUUUAAAAUUAUUAAAUUUUACAAAAUACUUCUCUACAUAAAUUUCUAAAUCAGUUAGAAUAAAUAAACAAGUAACAUUUUCGCUGAACAAGAAAACACACAGAUUUUUGAAAAGAACUUGGCAAAGCACAUUUAUGAAAGUUUCAUUACAUUGACCAAAAAAAAAAAAAAAAAAAAAUUGACCAAAAAAAAGAAAGUUUCAUUACAAUCCACAUUGCAAGUUUUAAUAUUACCGAAAUAGAUUGAAUGGAGAAAGCUAAAAAGAGGAAUAAAAAAAUAUUAUAAGUUGGUAUAUUAAUAGAAACAUCAAAUUAGCCGUAGACUAGUUCCAAUAUCCACAAACCAUUCUCUUCCUAAAACCAAUCUCCCAUUUCAGGAUUCACAUUUUUCAGAUAUAUAAAGAACACACAAAAAUAAAACUUAUUUUCCUUUUCAAACUUGUCAUUUGCAAUCUUGGAUGUUGGAUUCUGAUGAUGAAUGCUAUAGCUUUUCUUGGAAACUCAACGAUGAGACCCUCAAAAUGCCUUCUCCGUGCCUUCACAAGACUAUCUCCAUCUAGAGACACCGCGUUUCAAUCACAUCAUUCCCGCUGCAUAAACCAAAACAUCAACAAUCAAGAUCCAUAUAGAAUCACCAAACUGAGAAAUGUUGUACAGUUUUGUACUAACAGGCCAAGUUCUGUUACAACUCAGGUUGCUUCUGAGGCAAGAAACCUCUCUGCUUCCAGGAUAUGCACAAAGGAUCCGACAUUGGAUAAAAUAAUAGCCAAGAACGGCUUAAAUGUGAAGCCAUUAACCGUUGAGAGGCUAGAAGAAGAUGAGAAAGAUGAAGAGGUUGUCAAUGGAGAUGUCAGAAACAUAGAUAAGGACGGUCUGGAGAAUGUCAGAAGAAAAGAAAUCGAGGAGGAAGCUUGGAGGUUGCUGAGACAAUCAGUAGUGACAUACUGUGAUUCUCCUGUAGGAACCAUGGCUGCUAAUGAUCCAACCGAUACAGCACCUUUAAACUAUGAUCAGGUCUUUGUUAGGGACUUUGUACCUUCGGCUCUUGCUUUCUUGAUGAAGGGAGAAGGCGAGAUUGUUCGUAACUUCCUUCUUUACACGUUGCAGCUGCAGAGUUGGGAGAAAACUGUUGACUGUUAUAGUCCAGGACAAGGACUAAUGCCUGCGAGUUUCAAAGUCAGAACUUCACCGCUUGAAGAGGACAAGUUCGAAGAGGUUCUUGAUCCAGACUUUGGUGAGUCAGCUAUAGGUCGUGUUGCUCCUGUUGAUUCUGGUUUAUGGUGGAUAAUACUGUUGAGAGCAUAUGGGAAGAUCACAGGGGACUACUCGUUGCAAGAGAGGGUAGAUGUGCAGACAGGGAUAAAGAUGAUUGCAAACUUGUGUUUAGCGGAUGGGUUUGAUAUGUUUCCAACGUUAUUAGUCACUGAUGGCUCUUGCAUGAUAGACCGACGUAUGGGUAUUCAUGGUCACCCUCUUGAGAUCCAAGCUUUGUUCUAUUCUGCUCUACGGUCUUCUCGUGAGAUGAUAACUAUAAAUGAUAGCUCCAAGAACCUAGUAAGGACCAUUAACAACAGGCUAAGCGCAAUAUCAUUUCACAUUAGAGAAAACUAUUGGGUUGAUAAAGGCAAAAUCAAUGAGAUAUACCGUUAUAAAACUGAGGAGUACUCUACUGAUGCAACCAACAAGUUCAACAUCUAUCCGGACCAGGUUUCUCCGUGGUUAAUGGACUGGAUUCCUGAAAGCCAUAGGUGUGGUUUUCUUGUAGGAAACCUCCAGCCUGCUCACAUGGACUUUAGGUUCUUCACUUUGGGAAACCUUUGGUCAAUUAUUUCUUCUUUGGGAACACCAAGACAGAACCAAGCUAUACUGAAUUUGAUUGAAGAGAAAUGGGAUGAUCUCAUUGGACAUAUGCCACUAAAGAUAUGCUUCCCUGCUUUGGAGUCUUCAGAGUGGCAUAUAAUCACUGGGAGUGAUCCAAAGAACACGCCUUGGUCUUACCAUAACGGCGGGUCAUGGCCAACACUUCUUUGGCAAUUCACAUUGGCAUGCAUGAAGAUGGGUAGACCAGAACUAGCAGAGAAAGCAGUUACAUUGGCUGAGAAGAGGCUCCAAGCUGACCGGUGGCCUGAGUACUACGAUACAAGAUAUGGGAAGUUCAUUGGAAAAAAGUCCAGGCUUUACCAGACCUGGACAAUUGCUGGUUUCUUGACUGCCAAGCAACUAUUGCAGAAUCCUGAAAUGGCAUCUUCCUUGUUCUGGGAAGAAGAUCUUGAGCUUCUAGAGACUUGCGUUUGCGUUCUAACCAAAUCAGGCCGGAAGAGUUGCUCUAGGGCUGCAGCAAAAUCUCAGAUUCUUAUCUAAAUUGGUUUUGUUGACGAACUGGAUUAAGAUGUAAAGUUCAUGUUGCAACAAAUAUCAUGUGAGUUUUGUAUAUAAGAAAAUAGUGGGUGACACUUGACACUAGUAGUACUUUUCAACAAUUAGUAAAAGAAAAGUACUAUGUUGUCCGGUAAUGUUAUACAUGUUAACCAAAGUAAUAGUAAAUAACAAUUUUGACUGUAUAGAAGCUGGUAUAUUGUAUUAGUUAAAAAAAUAUUUGGCUCUUAAACCCUAAUUGGUUUGGCCGGCUGCGUCUGGGGUCCAAUGUUAAGUGUUAAACAAAGAGACAAAUAUAUAUAAGAUCAUGCCCACAAGUUCUGAUGGGUCGAUUUUUAAGGGUCAACGUGUAUGUAUACAUUGAGAAUGACACUUUAUAUGCCGAUGCUAUAAGAAAAUGACCACUCCUUCAUAACCUAGGGGACAUGUUUUUGUAGAUUGUGGGAUCCCAAAUAUGGCAAAAUUUUCAAGGAUAUACUGAGUUUUGUGGUUACAAGAUUAGCCACCGUAAAAAAGGUUAAUUAAUGGUAAAGUCCCAUGUUAAUAAAACAUUCUAAAUAAGGAUUAGCCAGGUUCUAAUCCGAGAUGCUACGAGGAUAGUUAUACAAAUAAAUAAAUAAAGGGUAAAUAAAUCAAGGGACUAGGAGGUGAGAAAGUGGUGGGUGGUCCUUGAGCCUUAAAGGAAACAAAGAAGACAUCUCAUACUUGACCCCAAUUAUUAUGCCACCUUCUCUCUCACGUCUCCAUCCGUUUUCGUUGUCAUCUCUUUGUUUUCUUGAGGCUUUACUCUUCAGACGUGUCACCUUUUCAAUGGCCAAAAAAUUUCUCAUCUUUCAAUUGUUUUUUGUAAUCCGUGAUCUAUAUUCUUGGUUUUUACCCAUUAGACUUUUUUUAAAAUCAUGGAUCGAUCAACAUAACCAUGUUGAUCUAGGACAACUUACAAGUAAUAUCGUUAUUAUGGCCCUAAUAGGCUAGUAAACUGGAUCCUCAUUGCAUAUCAUAUAGUAUUAUAGGUAUUUUACAUAACACCAUAACUCAAGGUUAAUGGUUGACAACUUGACAUGCAAACAACUGGACAGGUUUGUGAUUCAAUCUUGAUUGGAUAUACUUUUAGCAAGUUUAGUUAUUGUCCUUUUUUUUUGGGCAACUGAUUUAGUUAUUAUCUUAUAGAUCGUAUUUUACAAAAUGCUUCUGAAAUUUAGUUGUUGUAACCGAUUAUACACGUUGCCUAACACACAAAAAAAAGUCAUAGUCCUGCAUAGCUAACGUAAACGUAAUCAUGUUCUUUAAUUUUUCAAACAUUUGUACUUAAGUUCAUAUCAUCAAGACUGAAGUAAUCUCUCCAAUCAGCUGAAAUAACCACGUUCAGACAAUAAACCGAUUGGCUUUGGUCUCUACUUAUUGUAUCUACUUAUAACAAAAUAUACAUAUAUGUAAGGACAAAGUAUGAUAUAUGCACUCAUUUUGUUUCACAAAGUUGUUUAGAUGUAGGGCACACGAAAGUCUAUUUUAACUUAUUAUCAUUUUAUUAUAUGAAUUUUUUAAAAGCUAUAAAGAGAAAACAAAAAACUGUUCGAGAAGAAACCAAUUUCAGAUAAAGAGGUCUCUCACAUGCGACCCACUUUGAACAAAAGAGUCGGACCGUAGGGUCUGCAUGCACAUGCCUUCUCGUAUAUAUUUAUACUUCAUUUUAAUUUCAUUUUUGGCAUAUAGCUUAUAAAUAUCGAAUUUAGUUUUCUUAAAAUAUAAAUUCAAAUCUGUGCUGGAUGAAUGGGCCCGAAAUUAGAUACAUACUUUGUCCUUUACAUUUAUAAAAUAUUUAUAUCGCUUUUUUUUCGAGAAAAAAUAUUUAUAUCCUCUAAUGUGGAUUAGUUAACUGGUCGAACCUAGAACUUGAAGAGUACUGAAUUCUCAUCCUCGAAUUCAAAUAUUCGAUGGAAAGCGUUUAAACACUAUAUAUUAACUAGAUUUUUUUUUUGCUAAAUAUUAAUUACAAAGUUGCCAUGAAGAUUAGCAUUGAGCCAUUUAUGGUGUCCAAAUUUCAUUUUGAAGCAAAUACUUACAACUCACAAAAGUAUGAAAUGACAUCGAAACAGUUUGAACAACAACAAGAAUACGCAAUAUUUUCGUCCAACUCGUGAUGAUUUUUGACAUUUUUCCCCAUUGCAAACACUUGAUUAAAUACAUUAUCAAACAUUCGGAUUAUAAAUGCGUAAAAGAAUAACCAAAA